Tarenaya hassleriana is the source of this 977-nucleotide messenger RNA. Its product is annotated as receptor homology region, transmembrane domain- and RING domain-containing protein 1. The transcript has 5 exons. NCBI's taxonomy places the organism in Eukaryota, Viridiplantae, Streptophyta, Magnoliopsida, Brassicales, Cleomaceae. The record is from RefSeq and is a predicted model, not a curated record. The coding region runs from base 86 to 949 and encodes 287 amino acids.
CCGAGUGAGAAGUUUUGGAUCCUCUCCAAAUGGAGGUGGCGUGAUUCAAUCCACGCCCAAAUGGCGAUGCGACAGUGAGAAAGCGAUGAGGAGACCGCUAGCAGCCACAUUUCUCUGCUUUCUCCUUCCGUUCUCCGCCGCUACCGUCGUCCUUACUCCCAUCUCUGCCUCUUUCUCCGAUCUUCCUGCCAAAUACGCCGGCUCCGUGAACAAACAUGGAAUCUGUGGAUCUCUUUACGUGGCGGAUCCUAUCGACGGCUGCUCACCGCUGAGGCACGGGGCCGCUUCGAACUGGACGGAACAGAGAACGAAGUUCGCUUUGAUUAUUAGAGGCAAAUGUUCGUUCGAGGAGAAGUUACUAAAUGCUCAAAUUUCCGGUUACCAAGCCGUGAUUGUUUACGACAACACACAAAACGAUGAUCUCGUCUACAUAAAGGUGAAUCAUGAGGGCCUAACUGUGCACGCGGUGUUUGUCUCAAACAUGGCUGGUGAGAUCCUGAGGGAGAAUGCAAAAGGGCAAGACGGGGAAUGCUGCAUCUAUCCACCAAGCGAGGGCCGAGCUUGGACAGUGCUGGCAAUCUCGUUCCUCUCCCUCAUUCUAAUCAUGACUUUCCUGUUGAUAGCCUUCUUUGCACCUAGACGCUGGACCCAGUGGCGAGGGAGAAGCAGCUGGCCUAACAGCGUGGAUGUGAAGCUUGUCGAGACACUUCCCUGCUUCACGUACAGAGAUUUCAGUCAAAACCAUGCCGGGGAAACGUGUGCAAUAUGCCUCGAGGAUUAUAGACUCGGAGAAAACCUUAGACUUCUCCCCUGCCAACACUCCUUUCACUUGAGCUGUGUGGACUCUUGGUUGACUAAGUGGGGUACGUCCUGCCCAGUAUGCAAGCUUGAUAUUAGAACCCACACUGCUUCUUCUAAGGUUAAUGGACGAGACUGGCUUAGGGAGUAGAUAACCCGUUUUGGACAAAGUCAAUAGG